Messenger RNA from Fusarium fujikuroi IMI 58289, 1977 nucleotides. RefSeq names its product related to CDC14-dual specificity phosphatase. The record is from RefSeq and is a predicted model, not a curated record. Gene Ontology annotation, biological process: positive regulation of cytokinesis; regulation of exit from mitosis; microtubule cytoskeleton organization. Bases 1 to 1977 code for a protein of 658 amino acids. The transcript is spliced from 2 exons. NCBI's taxonomy places the organism in Eukaryota, Fungi, Ascomycota, Sordariomycetes, Hypocreales, Nectriaceae. Gene Ontology annotation, cellular component: centrosome; mitotic spindle; nucleolus. Gene Ontology annotation, molecular function: protein serine/threonine phosphatase activity; protein tyrosine/serine/threonine phosphatase activity.
AUGGCCGCUUGGCUUUCCAGGGCCAUGUCGCAUUGUUAUCCUUUUCAGUUUUCGCCGCUGCUCAAGGCUGAACCUUGCUUCGUCGACAUCAAUGUUCACAACAUGCUUCUGCCUACAUCGUGGCUAAACUAUAUUUCAGACCGGCUUUACCUUGCCUCCUACGUCCAUCCCCCUACGCCAGACACGCCGUUUCCUUACCCCGAGGAGCCUCAGCCAACUUCUCCCAAGAAGCGAAGCCAACGAGCUGCUGCCGGUGCGACCCCGCUCGCCGCCAAGUCGAACCGACCACAGCCAUGCUAUUUCACUGUCGACGAUACUCUUCUGUACAACGCUUUCCACCAUGAUUUUGGCCCUCUGCACAUCGGCCAUCUCUACCGAUUCGCCAUCCAAUUCCAUGACAUCCUGGGCGCAAAGCAAAACAAGGACCGCCCCAUUGUUUUCUGGAGCGCUGCUGACCCUAGAAGUCGCGCGAACGCCGCUUGUAUGCUCGCAUGCUACAUGGUCCUCAUACAGAACUGGCCUCCCCAUCUGGCCCUUGCCCCGAUUGCGCAGGUCGAUCCUCCUCUGAUGCCAUUCCGAGACGCGGGUUACAGUCAAGCCGACUAUGGCAUCAGCGUUCAAGAUGUUGUCUAUGGUGUGUGGAAGGCCAAGGAGGAAAAAUGCUGCGAUCUAGACAACUUCGAUCUUGACGAAUACGAGCGUUUCGAGAGAGUCGAACACGGUGAUUUCAACUGGAUCACUCCCCACUUCCUGGCAUUUGCCUCUCCCCAGCAUGCGCCGGUCCAGAAAAUCACAGAGGGUUCCGAUCUGUACCCAUUGCUUCCACGGACACUAGCCGCCGUGGAUGCCCAUCCCAAGUUGCCAAAGCCCUUCAAGAAUGUGCUGAAGCAUUUUUCCGAGAAGAACAUUGGCCUGGUGGUCCGACUUAACUCUCAACUCUACUCCCCCUCGUACUUUGAGGCACUGGGUAUUCAACACCUGGACAUGAUCUUUGACGAUGGCACAUGCCCCUCGCUCUCAACUGUCCGCAAAUUCAUCAGACUCGCUCACGAGACCAUCACUAUCCGUAAGCAGGGAAUUGCUGUUCAUUGCAAGGCUGGCCUCGGCCGCACAGGUUGUUUGAUUGGUGCCUAUCUCAUUUACCGACAUGGUUUCACUGCCAAUGAAGUUAUCUCGUUCAUGCGCUUCAUGCGACCCGGCAUGGUUGUUGGCCCUCAGCAGCACUGGCUUCAUUUGAACCAGGGCACAUUCCGCGAAUGGUGGGUUGAGGAGAGAAUUGAGCGCAGACUCAGGAGGGAGAUGGCUGCUGCAAACCCUAUCCCCAGCACCCCCAUUCGUGCCAUGCAAAAGACAACACUUCGGAACGGCCAGGCUUCGACACCCCCCAACCGAAGCCCCUCAAACCGUACUCCGCUGAGUGAAGUUGACCACGACCGCAAUAAUAUUGGGGUCCAGGAAGACUAUUUACCAGCUCCUACACCCGGCCAACCGCGAAAGACUGCCAGGGAUCGCCAUCACCCUUACCAGCGCUCAACUUCCAACGGACUCGCUGUUGAAGAGCAGCGCACCGUUGAGCAAGAAGCUGAGUACAUCGCGACGCACAGCCAGGCUCACGGCGGAGAGUCUGAUGAGGAGUUGCAUUUGCGCAUGCGACGUCAUCGUAAGGCGACCUCCCAAUCACCGGCUCGUAGUGAGAAGACACGCUCGGUUAGCCAGACGACAGCUAUCUACACCAUUGACAAUGAUGCUUCACACGACGCUGAGAACAUUGGCUCUGUGCGAACGAAGCACGUCGAACGAGUUGCUAGUACCCCUGGCGUUCUGACAAAGGUUCGCGGCAGCAAGCGACAGGGGGAGUCUCCUCUUCGGGCAAAGGAGUCUGCUGGCAUUCGAAAGACCAGCGGCAGAGUAGGCAGCGCCAAUCAUGGAGCGUCAGUGACGGCAGCUUCGACGGCCCGUAAAGUUUCUGGAGCUUAG